AUGCAGGCUGCAGCUCUUUGCUUUCUCAUAGGCGCAGCUACAGCCGUCAUCAGGCAGCCGUUGACAUGGCAAACAUCUCCAAGAAUUGAAAUGAUAAGACGUGGAGUUUACGAAGAUUAUCUGAGGAUGAUGGACGCUAUGCGAGCAGCAACUCCGGGAAAAUUUCCAAAUAGAGCACUAGACUAUCAUGACUACGAAUACGUCUCAACUAUUACUAUUGGGACACCACAACAACGUUUUGUAGUAGUUCCCGAUACUGGGUCUGCAGACCUGUGGGUACCCGAUGUUAAGUGCGAUUAUGCAUGUAGAGGAAAACACAAAUUCUCUGCAAAUUCUUCAAGCACCUUUGUUAGUAGCAAAUCAAGGUGGUCUAUCCGAUAUGCUACGGGAGACGCAAAAGGUGUUGUGGGCAAAGAUAUAGUCAGGCUUGGAGGAGAAGAUGAAAAGCAGCUUGUGAUUCCCGACAGCGUAUUCGGCCUUGCAGAACAUAUCUCACCAAAUUUCAAAAAGAGUGCAAUGGAUGGAGUUCUCGGACUUGCGUUCUCGAGUAUCUCUGAAAUCAAGGGAGGACCUCCUCUGCUUAACGCUGUAAAGCGAGGUCUGCUAGAACAACCUAUAUUCACUGUGUGGUUAGCAAAACGUGGACUACGAGAUGGCGUGUAUGGAGGUCAGUUUACUUACGGAGGAUUGGAUACUGAACACUGUGGACCAGUUAUUGCCUAUGAACCAUUGACAUCUGCCUCACAUUGGAGAUUUAAG
Messenger RNA from Strongylus vulgaris, 759 nucleotides. The record is from the annotation of a GenBank genome assembly. Lineage: Eukaryota; Metazoa; Nematoda; Chromadorea; Rhabditida; Strongylidae.